Adineta ricciae is the source of this 2226-nucleotide messenger RNA. Lineage: Eukaryota; Metazoa; Rotifera; Eurotatoria; Adinetida; Adinetidae. The record is from the annotation of a GenBank genome assembly.
AUGCUAUUCGAAGGUCCUCUUAGUAAAUGGACAAAUGUCAUCCAAGGUUGGCAAUAUCGGUUCUUUGUUUUGGACCCUACUCAAGGAAUGCUUAUUUACUAUACGUCGAAAGAUAACAUGGUCAAGGGUGAACGACGUGGUGUGGUUUUAUUGAGAGGAGCUUAUUUAGGGAUCGAUUCGGAAGACGAUAGUACAUUUACCAUUCGAUCUCAUGUAAAUCUCUUACAUGAAUCCCAUCGCGGAGAACCGUCUCUACAAAUAUACAACGAAUAUGAUGAUUUAGCUCGCGACGCUGAAGAAAGACAAAAGUGGAUAUCAAAUUUAGAAGAAGCAAUUAGUCUGAAUAGUGUUAAUACUGAUAAACUAUCUGUUUCGAGUACAUCAUUAUUUGAACGCAAAAUAGCGGAAGCAGAUGCGUACCUACAAUUAUUAAUUGACCAGGUUAAUGCACUUGAACAAAAAAGCGACCAAGAACAAGAUGUUAAAGAACAAGAGUCUUGCAAACGUGUUGUUACUUCCGCAAAAAGGUUAAUCGAAGCGGUGAAAUAUUCCAUUGUUUCAUUACAACUAGCUAAAGUACACAUGGAUCCACACAGUGAUGUUAAGGCUGAUGUAGACUAUCAAGCUGUUCUAUCACAUAUGAAUAUUCAUAAAGAUAAAAUUCUAAAUAACAAUGAAGCUUCAUCUAGUGCUGUCCAAUCAGGUGUUCGUGGUGGAUCAACAGAAGAUAAUGACAUUGAUCGAACAUCAAUCGGAUCUUUGGAUUUCCGUACCGCUGUGAAAACUGUUCGCAAAAACUUUCCAGUUUCAUCUUAUUCCAGUAGUGAUGACGAUGAUUUCUAUGAUGCUGACGAAGCGAUGGAUACACCAACAAUAUCACCCUCACCGACAACCAGUAAUUUACAACGAACAGAGACAAUUAAUAAAUCAAAUAACGAUGUUCUAUCAAAAACAACUGAUAACUCAACACUGCUAUUACACAACACUGACAACAAUACAAUAAACAAGGGCAAAAUGAAUGAUACCCAAGUGGAUGGAGCAAACCGUACAAGUAGUUCACAAAUUCCAUUUGAAAUCUAUGAAGCUGCCUAUGAAGAAGAGCCCGAAGAAGAAUUGGCACCCAUCGAUGGCACGAUUAUUUCACAUUUAAUUUCUCAAGCACGUAUUUCAAUGGAUUUAACCAAGAUAACAUUACCAACGUUUAUUCUCGAACGUCGAUCAUUUUUGGAAAUGUUAGCUGAUUUUCUUGCUCAUCCCGAUCAAUUUGUAAAUGUCGCAGAUUACCAUACACCACGUGAUCGAUUUUUGCAAGUUGUCAAAUGGUAUUUAUCAGCAUUUCAUGCUGGUAGAAAGAGUCCCGUACCGAAAAAACCCUACAAUCCCAUUCUCGGUGAAACAUUUCAGUGUUAUUACGAUAUUGGCUCGUCAUCAAAUUCUGAUACGAAAUUAGCAAAAGAUGGACCCGUUCCUUGGACUUCUGAUGAUCAAGUGACAUUCAUUGCUGAACAAACUUCUCAUCACCCUCCUAUUGCUGCAUUCUACGCUGAAUGUCCAUCGAAGCACAUUCAAAUUGAUGGUUGUCUAUGGACGAAAUCGAAGUUUUUAGGUCUAUCCGUAGCUGUACACAUGAUCGGAGAUGCUACACUAACCUUAUUGGAUCACGAUGAACGUUAUGUGAUGACAUUUCCUAGCGCUUAUGGCCGAUCAAUCCUCGGUGUACCUUGGUUUGAAAUGGGUGGAAAAGUAACGAUCGACUGCGAGAAAACCGGCUAUUCCGCAAAUAUAGAAUUUCUCACAAAACCGUUUUACAAUGGUAAAAAGCAUCAAAUAACCGGAAGUUUACAUGGACCGGAUAAAAAAGAAUUCUGCAAGAUCGAUGGAGAAUGGAAUGGCGUGAUGUAUGCCAAGUAUAGUGAUACGAAAGUUUCGGACAUCUUUUUCGAUACGAAGACGACGCCAGUUAUAAAGAAAAACGUUCGACCUAUUGCUGAGCAAGGUGAAUUCGAAAGUCGACGUUUGUGGAAAGAUGUUACUUAUUGUUUGAAAUCGAAACAAUUAGAUAAAGCAACCGAAUCGAAAUCAUUCCUCGAACAACGGCAGCGUGAAGGAGCAAAAGAACGCGCAGAAAAAUCAAUUAAAUGGCAGACUAAAUACUUUGUCGAAUCAGGUGAACAAAAAUGGUCGUAUGAGAAAAAGUUAGCCAAACGAUUGAAACAGCAAUCAUGA